Molecule: messenger RNA, 1056 nt
Organism: Microthlaspi erraticum
Lineage: Eukaryota; Viridiplantae; Streptophyta; Magnoliopsida; Brassicales; Brassicaceae
Source: the annotation of a GenBank genome assembly
AUGGGACGUGAGGAGCAUGGAGGGACUUGGCACAUGGACGCAGCUCAACUGGAUACGCAAAGGAAGAAGGGAGAAGCCAUCUUGAAGACCAGCUCGACCACUCGACCAACCGGUCGAGUUCCUCAACUCGACCGGCCAAGCUUCAACUCGAUCGAGCUGAGAAGUCAACACGACAAAGCUUCAAGAUGGUUGAAGUCUCUGCCAGCUCACUCCAUCACCACUUGGGAUGAGUACAAGGCUGCAUUCAUCAACCACUUCUACACCAAGCAGAGAUCAAUUUCUGUAAGGAACAAGAUCUCCAACUUUCGCCAAGCCAACAAUGAAUCUUUCUAUGAGGCGCUAGAUCGAUUCAAGGAGUACAUUAGGGACUGCCCUAAUCAUGGUUUCAAUGAGGGAAACCUAUGGAACAUCUUCUAUCGUGGCAUAGACCACAAGUACAAGCUUUCAUUGGACACUGCAAGCAAUGGAAACUUCAUGACCAAGACUGUUGAUGAAGCUAAGGUUCUUAUUGAGAAUCUUGCAGCUAGUGAUUGUAACAACUGUCCUGAUUAUGACCGCUCAAGCCGCACCACUACUAGCUCCCCUGAUUCUUUUCAAAUGACUGAACUCAAGAACAUGAUGGCUCAAGUUCUUAAGGGACAGCUCAAGCAUAUCAAUGCAAUAGAAGGGAUGAGUGAUGCUAAUGAAGAUUCAUCAAGAGAAUGCAUGGGAGAUUUCUCUAAUGAAGCCAAUGAAGAAGAUGUGAACUACAUUGGAAACUAUGGGAACAAGGGAUACAAUCCAAGCUAUCGCCCAAACCCCAACAUGUCUUAUAGAAACCCCAAUGUGGAGAAUCCUCAAGACCAAGUGUAUCCUCCAAGGUAUCCACAACAACAAAGACCUCCUUACCAAUCUCAAGGAAGUCAAUUUCAGCCAAGGCAAGGAUAUGAGCAGAGAUCAUCAUAUCCGCCCAAGGAGCCAUAUGCUUCUUCACCAAAUCAAGCUCCUCCAAACCAACAAGGUGGGAGAUUUGAAGGAAUCCUCCAACAGAUCAUGGAUGGCCAGAAGAGAAAAUAA